Molecule: messenger RNA, 1569 nt
Organism: Phyllostomus hastatus (greater spear-nosed bat)
Lineage: Eukaryota; Metazoa; Chordata; Mammalia; Chiroptera; Phyllostomidae
Product: cytochrome P450 26C1
Exons: 6
Coding region: 1-1569 (522 amino acids)
Biological process (GO): sterol metabolic process
Molecular function (GO): oxidoreductase activity, acting on paired donors, with incorporation or reduction of molecular oxygen; iron ion binding; monooxygenase activity
Source: RefSeq, a predicted model, not a curated record
AUGUUCCCCUGCGGGCUGGGCUGCCUGUCCGUGCUGGGGGCGGCCGGCACCGCUCUGCUGUGCGCCGGCCUGCUGCUCAGCCUGGCCCAGCACCUCUGGACCCUCCGCUGGACGCUGAGCCGGGACCGGGCCUCCUCCCUGCCCCUGCCCAAGGGCUCUAUGGGCUGGCCCUUCUUCGGGGAAACGCUGCACUGGUUAGUUCAGGGCUCGCGUUUCCACAGCUCCCGCCGGCAGCGCUACGGGACAGUGUUCAAGACGCACCUGCUGGGCAGACCAGUGAUCCGCGUGAGCGGCGCGGAGAAUGUGCGCACAAUCCUGCUAGGCGAGCACCGUCUUGUGCGCAGCCAGUGGCCACAGAGCGCUCACAUCCUACUGGGCUCGCACACACUGCUCGGUGCUGUUGGUGAGCCACACCGGCAGCGGCGCAAGCUUCUGGCACAAGUGUUCAGCCGCGCAGCGCUGGAGCGCUACGUGCCCCGCCUACAGGGGGCGCUGCGGCGCGAGGUGCGCACCUGGUGCGCAGCCCGCCAGCCAGUCAACGUGUAUGAGGCCACCAAAGCCCUCACCUUCCGUAUGGCUGCGCGCAUCCUACUGGGGCUACAGCUGGAUGAGACACAAUGCGCAGAGCUGUCCCGAACUUUCGAGCAGUUUGUGGAGAACCUCUUCUCGCUGCCCCUGGAUGUGCCCUUCAGCGGCCUACGCAAGGGCAUCCGGGCAAGGGACCAGCUACAUCGGCACCUGGAGGAGGCCAUUGCAGAGAAGCUUCGUGAAGACAUGACUGGGGAGCCAGGAGAUGCCCUGGCCAUGAUUAUCCACAGCACUAGGGAGCUGGACCACGAGCUCUCAGUGCAGGAACUGAAGGAGUCGGCUGUGGAGCUCCUCUUCGCUGCCUUCUUCACCACCGCCAGUGCCAGCACAUCCCUCGUGCUGCUGCUACUGCAGCACCCGGCGGCCAUCGCCAAGAUCCGGCAGGAGCUAGCAGCACAGGGGCUGGGGCGCGCGUGCAGCUGCGAGCCCUGGCGGGCUGAGGAUAGUGCGGGGCCCUGGCCCAACUGCCGCUGCGAGCCAGACCUCAGCCUCGCAGCGCUGGGCAGUCUGCGCUACGUCGACUGCGUGGUCAAGGAGGUGCUGCGCCUCCUGCCGCCGGUGUCCGGGGGCUACCGCACAGCACUGCGCACCUUCGAGCUCGAUGGCUACCAGAUCCCCAAGGGUUGGAGCGUGAUGUAUAGCAUCCGGGACACGCACGAGACGGCCGCGGUAUACCGCAGCCCGCCUGAGGGCUUUGACCCCGAGCGCUUCAGCCCCUCGGGCCAGGAUGCACGCAGCACCUCAGGCCGCUUCCAUUACAUCCCCUUUGGCGGAGGUGCGCGCAGCUGUCUCGGCCAGGAGCUGGCGCAGGCGGUGCUCCAGUUGCUCACAGUGGAGCUGGUGCGCACGGCGCGCUGGGAACUGGCCACGCCUGCUUUCCCCGCCAUGCAGACGGUGCCCAUAGUGCACCCGGUGGACGGGCUGCGGCUCUUUUUCCACGCGCUCGUGCCUUCAGCACCGCCAGAUGGGCUACACCUCUGA